AAAUAUUUGUAGAAAAACUUAGAAUUUAAAAAGUGAACUAUAUAAAAUACUUAAUAUAAGCAAAAUGUUUUAAAUUUUAGUGAAAUGUCAAUUAUUAAUAAAUAAAUUGUAAAUACUGAUAAAUUGAAACCAAAAUAUUUGCAACAAUAUGGCACCUGAUUUAGGUGGCUGGAUUCACAAUUUUACGGUGACCGAUACCCAAACCCAUAAGGGUGGUUAUACUUUGUAUAAAAUUACCUCUAUUGUUUUUCCCAGAUCUGUGCCACAGGCUCUAACACAAAUUGUGGUAUGGCGUCGUUUUCAUGAUGUUAAACGACUUCAUCGUGAUCUCAAGCGACGCCAUAAGAGUUUGCAAUUACCAGGUUAUUUGCCAGAGCCUAUAGAUUGUUCUUUCUUUAAACGUUUCGAUAACGAUAUUAUACAGAAGCGCAAGGAAUAUAUUUUGCAAUUACUGGACUAUGCUGCCCAGCAUACGGCCUUGUAUAAAUGUCAUGCAUUUGCUCAAUUUUUCAACGAAACUACGCCCCCUAAUAAAAUCCAAACACUGGUGCAUAAGGCCGUCAGAGGUUUAAAUAAAAAUUUGGAAAUAUUGCAAGAUCAAAUAGAUUUUGCCAGAAAAGAAUUACCUGAUAAGAAAACGUCGGCAGUAAUAAAUCAUGUUGUUGAGACAACGACGACGACAACAACACAACAACAAGACGAACAACGUAAUGCAAAAGAACAAGUGGUAGUAGAGAUAGAAGAUGGUGAGGAGGGACAGGAGGAGGAGGAAGAAGACGACGAUGAGGAAGAUGAAAGUCUUAAAGCUGAAUACAAUGCAAAUGUUAAGAAACAUCCAAAACAUUUUUUAACCCCCAUGGCAUCUAUAGAAAGUGAUGAUAGCGAUUAUAUAUACGAAGCAGCAUUAGAAUUUUCACAGGCUGUACAAGCAGAGGCAAAUUUGGAAUAUACGGAAGCUCAUACACGCUAUAAACGUGGGGUUGAUAUACUUUUAUACGGAUCUAAAGAUGACAAUAGCGAGGAGAGAAAAUUUAUAGCAAAAGCUAAAAUAACCAAAUAUUUGGCCAGAGCUGAAGAUAUACAUGAACGUUUUUUGAAAAAUUCUCAUAGAUCAUUAACUGCUUCCCCUAAAAAUAACUUCCAAUUGGCUAUAGAUGUCUCCGGUAAUACAGCUUCCGAUUCCUCUGGCCUGUAUUUAGAAAGACCUUGGAAUCAUAUGGCUAAAUAUAAGGUCAAUCGUUUGCUAGGCAAUAAGGUUUUGCAUGUCACCUGCAUAACAGAGCAUUUAAAACCCUCCUAUGUUAUGAAGGGCAUUGAGAAACCCUCUAGCAAUUCGCCCACACAAACUGUAUUUUUACCCCAACAUGUUCCCUAUAUGGUCGACUUGUUGGCCUUUUUUCAGUCAGAUCAAAAAAUAUUCCUUCUACUCAAGCUGGCCUUGGGUGGUAAACUAUCGGAUUACAUUGUAACACAACUUUUCAAAGAAAUGGAUGUGAGAGGCCAAUACUGCAAUAAACCCUUAGAAGUUAACGAUUUGUUAAACAAUUCUAAACAGUUAUUACAAUCAGUAUCGAAUACUUUACAAGUUAUUAAAGAUUUGGAAUCUCCGCCACACAAAUCACCACGUCGCAGUCCUCGUAAAAUGCCGUCGUUUCAUUCGAAAAUACCUGAAAAUCAACUUAAAAUGUGGUCACAACAGUUAUUGGUUGCCAUACAUGCUUUACAUGAAAAAAGUGUUAUAUUGAGUGAUCUACACAUGGACAAUUUAUUAUUAAAUGAAAAUGGUCAAUUACUUUUAACAUAUUUCUAUCAAAAUGAAGGAGUCUCUUCGGACAGUUGCAUACACAAAGCUCUAAGUCCAAAAGCUUUGGAUGAACAUUUUGUUGCGCCAGAACGCCCAUUAACAUUACGUUCAGAUUGGUGGAGUUAUGGUGUUAUAUUAUAUGAAUUAUUUUUGGGUUUGUCAUUUAAAGCAGCUCAUCCGGGACAAAUUGAUUUAUAUGGCUUCGUACAAUAUCCCGAAAAUGCUGAAAUAUCUGAUGCUGCCAAAGAUUUAUUGGAAAAAUUACUACAACAAACUCCCGAGGAACGUCUAGAUUAUGAGAAAAUUAAAAAGCAUCGUUAUUUUGAAGGUACCAACUGGGAGGAGGUAAAACAAAAUGGUUACAAUAAUUUUACACAAAAGUGAAAUUUUUAUAAAAAUUUCAAAAUAUUUAAGUUUUAUACACAACCGACAACCAGUGAUAAUUUUAAGUGGAAUGAUAACUCAAGGAAUUAAAUGAAACGGUUUGCUAAAAUUUUAAAUAUAAAAUGUUUAUUAAUAAAUGUAAUUAGUAAAUAGAAGUAUAGUAUUUAAUUUAUAUUAGUAAAUAACCAAAAUAAUUUAGGUUCGAAAAGAUAAUGGAAUAUUUAUUUGUAAUUUUUAAAUAACUUAAUUGUAAAGAGUGGGAUUGAUCCCGAUACAUGCAGCAAAAUAAUAUUUUGAUCAUUGUGGUCCAGGGAAAAAUGUAUGAUACUAGGUUUUUCAAGAAGAUCGCACCAGGCUCAACGUUGAAGACCGUAUUGUGGUCAGAUCGGUAAAAUCAAUAUGCCAAUAAGCAGAAGAUCAGUAUAUGUAUUACCAUCUCGAGAAAAGGUCAUUGUUAGAUAUUUUAUUUCAGAACUCUCUGACACUGUUGCUUAAAGGAGGUCUAGAGCGUCGCGUUAUUGGAGGCGGAAAACUGUCUAGAGGCCAUGUGCUACGGAACAACGCGAUUCGCAAUCAGCAAAUAAUUGUCAACACACCAACAUCUUCAUCAACUGGAAGUUUUUACUAAAGGGAAGAGUUUCCAACAAGAGCUAAACUGUUGCAAUAUAGCAAAUCGUUGUCCGAUCGAUUCUUAGUAUUGAUCCAACCAUUUUAAUCUUGUCUCAAUGCCAUCGUCCCAAGCCAAGUCCCGCGAAAAUGUUACCAACACAGAGGCUCUAUAUUUCUGCAGAUUGAAUAUCCGUUUAACGACCGUAUUUCUUAGCAGAUGCAAAGUUGUAGAUGAGCGAGAUGAUAUCCGAAAUACAUACCCGGACAACGUUGUCAAACAGGCGUCCCAACCAACAUUAGGGACCGUUAGAUGGGGACCAUUUUAAUCUUGUCUCAAUGCCAUCGGUAUAUAAAGCAAUCGUGGUCAACUUCGUAUAAUUUACCUAUCAAUAAUCUUUCAGUAUCCUCUAACGUAUACCAACCUAAGAGGAAGUCCCGCGAAAAUGUUACCAACACAGAGGCUCUAUAUUUCUGCAGAUUGAAUAUCCGUUUAACGACCGUAUUUCUUAGCAGAUGCAAAGUUGUAGAUGAGCGAGAUGAUAUCCGAAAUACAUACCCGGACAACGUUGUUAAACAGGCGUUCAUUGGAAAUUCAUCACUUAGGUGAAGAAUAAAGUCGCGCUUUUGGUGGCGCAGAAGAUAUUUAGCGCGGCUGCACUUUUCAGUGUCGUAUAGACUCCAUUUAGAGAUUUGGUUGCAAACUUGCUGUUAGUACAUAUACGAAUAUUCCUAUUUAAUAUCCUAUAGUCCUUCAUCCAGUUUGCCGCUUUUUUUUAUGGCUGAGAUUUCAGCUUGUAAUGUACUGCAUUGGCCGUACAGCUUAAAGCUCAUCCUUUUAUUAAACAAGGGAAUGUAGAAGGCACUUCCCACACCCUUUGCUGACUUCGAUCCGUCAUCUACUAAAUGAAAUGGGUCAGUCGUUAUCAACUCUGAGAAGUUACUAGGUAUGUAGGUCGUAUUACCCAAGAUAGAAUCAUGGCCAGACCCUCUAAUUGCUAAAUUCCAGAGGAGAGGUGAUAUAACUCCUCUUUUUGGUGUGGCCCACUAAUGCGAAUUUCUUGUGGCUUUUUCAACAAAACCUACAAGCAAAUAUAGAGCAGUCCCAACAGAUGUUGAGACGCUGAAACAAGAUCAGAAUUAAUCGUAGACCUUAGAUCAAUGAUUCGUUCCAAAAAAGGUCUCGGUCUAGUAUGUGAAGCCUUCCCCCACCCCUUGGGGAUGAAUACCAAAGCAGGCCGAAAAGAUCUGUACCAGCCAGGGGCAGAUUGAGACUUUUGAACCUCUUAAUAAAAUUCAUUACUUUUUGAAUUCAAUAAUGAAUCAAAAUUUUAGAAGAAUGAAUUCAAAAUUUCAGGAACUAAGGAAUACGCAUGAUUAAGAUAUCAAAAUCCUUUCCAUCAUGAAAGUAUUAAUUACUGCAUUCAAAUAAAAACCUUCGGUCUAGUAUGUGAAGCCUUCCCCCACCCCUUGUGGAUGAAUACCAAGGCAGGCCGAAUUGAGGCAUAUUGAGACUUUUGAACCUCUUAAUAAAAUUCAUUACUUUUUGAAUUCAAUAAUGAAUCAAAAUAUCAGAAGAAUGAAUUCAAAAUUUCAGGAACUAAGGAAUACGCAUGAUUAAGAUAUCAAAAUCCUUUCCAUUAUGAAAGUAUUAAUUAAGAAUACAUUUUUAUUUCACUGCUUCCAAAUGAGAAUUUUAAAUAAACGUAGAAUAUAGUUUGCAUACGAGUAAUAUUCGCGAAUAUUGCGAUUUUCAUAUGAAGUAUCUUAAAAUUUAGGUUUGAUUAUUAAAAUUGAAUUAUGAAUUGGGAGUUUUGAACCUCUGAAUAAUAUUCUAAAAGUAAUUAAUUAAUUAAAAUAUCAAAAUAAUGUAUAAUAAAUUUUAGAAACUAACAAUACAUAUGAUUAGGAGAUAAAAAUCCUUUUACUGCUUACUAAUAAGCAUUUUAAAUAAACGAAUAGAAUAGUUUGCAUUCAAGUACUAUUCGCGAAUAUUGUGAUGGUAUUAAGUUGGUACAUUCUUAUAGUACCAUUCUAAUAUUUUUAUUUCACUGCUUUCUAAUAAGCAUUUUGAAUAAACGAAUAGAAUAGUUUGCAUUCAAGUAAUAUUCGCGAAUAUUACGAUGGUCUAAGUUGGUACUUUUUUUUAUUAAAGUAACUUUUGCUACUUUGUUUUAGUUAUUUUCUACACU
This is a messenger RNA of Lucilia sericata (common green bottle fly), 4986 nucleotides long. Its product is annotated as ribosomal protein S6 kinase delta-1. The transcript has 4 exons. Gene Ontology annotation, molecular function: ATP binding; phosphatidylinositol binding; protein kinase activity. Gene Ontology annotation, biological process: protein phosphorylation. Lineage: Eukaryota; Metazoa; Arthropoda; Insecta; Diptera; Calliphoridae. The record is from RefSeq and is a predicted model, not a curated record. Bases 149 to 2188 code for a protein of 679 amino acids.